AUGAGUCCUAUGGACUUCUGGGCGCACUCAGGGCGCCUCAGCUUAAAGUAUGAGAUGCUGCUGACUGUAUAUGACUCCUUGGAAACACUGAAGAUACAACCAUCAUACCAUCCUUUUCACCUGCCUAUUGGACCUCUUGACGACUCCAAGCCGAAUUGGCUUUGCACUUUUCCGCCUGCAGAGGAAGAUAAGCUCUCACUGGACAGUCAUUUAUCACCUGGGAUCGCAUGCUUCAUAUGUAUGGCAGGACGUCACUACGGUCCAAUAUAUUGUCCGCCAUUUGCAUCCUACCGCAAAUAUGGACUUGCAAUUUGGGGCUUGAAACGAAUAGUGGACUUAGGCCUUGACAUAAAAUGA
Molecule: messenger RNA, 357 nt
Organism: Monascus purpureus
Lineage: Eukaryota; Fungi; Ascomycota; Eurotiomycetes; Eurotiales; Aspergillaceae
Source: the annotation of a GenBank genome assembly